Molecule: messenger RNA, 1911 nt
Organism: Leopardus geoffroyi (Geoffroy's cat)
Lineage: Eukaryota; Metazoa; Chordata; Mammalia; Carnivora; Felidae
Gene: FZR1
Product: fizzy and cell division cycle 20 related 1
Exons: 14
Coding region: 259-1749 (496 amino acids)
Biological process (GO): positive regulation of ubiquitin protein ligase activity; anaphase-promoting complex-dependent catabolic process; positive regulation of anaphase-promoting complex-dependent catabolic process
Cellular component (GO): anaphase-promoting complex
Molecular function (GO): anaphase-promoting complex binding; protein binding; ubiquitin ligase activator activity
Source: RefSeq, a predicted model, not a curated record
CGGCCACGGGAGCGCGCGCGGCGGAGGAGGGCUCCGGGAGGCCGCGGAACAGCGACCGCCGCCAUAUUAAGGAGCGCGGAGCCCGGGGUCCCGACAGCGGCGGCCGCGGCGGGACCAGUGGAGCUGCGGGCGGCAGAGGCCGGCGCGGCGCUGCGCCGGGAGAGACGGGGUCGGCGGAGCCAACGGGGGACCGGAGCGAGCCAGGCUGCCCCGGGCCGGCUGACCUUGGCCGGCGGGCCGUGCCUGCCCUGCGUCGCCAUGGACCAGGACUAUGAGCGGCGCCUCCUCCGGCAGAUCGUCGUUCAGAACGAGAACACGAUGCCCUGCGUCGCAGAGAUGCGGCGAACCCUGACGCCCGCCAACUCUCCCGUGUCCUCCCCCAGCAAGCACGGAGACCGCUUCAUCCCCUCGAGAGCCGGUGCCAACUGGAGCGUCAAUUUCCACCGGAUCAAUGAGAAUGAGAAGUCUCCCAGCCAAAAUCGGAAAGCCAAGGACGCCACCUCAGACAACGGCAAAGAUGGCCUGGCCUACUCCGCCUUGCUGAAGAACGAACUGCUGGGAGCCGGCAUCGAGAAGGUGCAGGACCCGCAGACGGAGGACCGAAGGCUGCAGCCCUCCACGCCUGAGAAGAAGGGCCUGUUCACGUAUUCCCUCAGCACCAAGCGCUCCAGCCCCGACGAUGGCAACGAUGUGUCUCCCUACUCCUUGUCCCCUGUUAGCAACAAGAGUCAGAAACUACUGCGGUCGCCACGGAAACCCACCCGCAAGAUCUCCAAGAUCCCCUUCAAGGUCCUGGACGCGCCGGAGCUGCAGGACGACUUCUACCUGAACCUGGUGGACUGGUCGUCCCUCAACGUGCUCAGCGUGGGGCUGGGGACCUGCGUGUACCUGUGGAGCGCCUGCACCAGCCAGGUGACCCGGCUCUGUGACCUCUCGGUGGAAGGGGACUCGGUGACCUCCGUGGGCUGGUCUGAACGGGGGAACCUGGUGGCCGUUGGCACGCACAAGGGCUUUGUGCAGAUCUGGGACGCAGCUGCAGGAAAGAAGCUGUCCAUGCUGGAAGGCCACACGGCACGCGUUGGGGCGCUGGCCUGGAACGCUGACCAGCUCUCGUCCGGGAGCCGGGACCGCAUGAUCCUGCAGAGGGACAUCCGGACCCCGCCCCUGCAGUCAGAGCGGCGGCUGCAGGGCCACCGGCAGGAGGUGUGUGGGCUCAAGUGGUCCACGGACCACCAGCUCCUCGCCUCGGGGGGCAACGACAACAAGCUGCUGGUCUGGAACCACUCGAGCCUGAGCCCCGUGCAGCAGUACACGGAGCACCUGGCGGCCGUGAAGGCCAUCGCCUGGUCCCCGCACCAGCACGGGCUGCUGGCGUCUGGCGGUGGCACGGCUGAUCGCUGCAUCCGCUUCUGGAACACGCUCACGGGGCAGCCGCUGCAGUGCAUCGACACGGGCUCCCAGGUGUGCAACCUCGCCUGGUCCAAGCACGCCAACGAGCUGGUGAGCACGCACGGCUACUCACAGAACCAGAUUCUGGUGUGGAAGUACCCGUCCCUGACCCAGGUGGCAAAGCUGACCGGGCACUCGUACAGGGUCCUGUACCUGGCCAUGUCCCCUGAUGGAGAGGCCAUAGUCACUGGUGCUGGGGAUGAAACCCUGAGGUUCUGGAACGUCUUUAGCAAAACCCGUUCGACAAAGGUAAAGUGGGAGUCCGUGUCAGUGCUCAACCUCUUCACCAGGAUCCGGUAAACCCUCGGGCCUCUCUGUCCGGGUCGGAAGAGCACCGUCUCUCCUCGGCGUUCACGGACCCUCCCCUCUCCGGCACGUGGUCCCCGGAGGAAGCAGCCGGGGUGGGGCGGGGAGUCGGGCCUGGAGAGACCCCGAAGAUUCUCAUUAAAGCCUGAUUGCGAA